Suricata suricatta (meerkat) is the source of this 1238-nucleotide messenger RNA. Its product is annotated as sialic acid-binding Ig-like lectin 13. Gene Ontology annotation, molecular function: sialic acid binding. Gene Ontology annotation, cellular component: plasma membrane. Bases 43 to 753 code for a protein of 236 amino acids. The record is from RefSeq and is a predicted model, not a curated record. The transcript is spliced from 6 exons. Gene Ontology annotation, biological process: cell adhesion. Lineage: Eukaryota; Metazoa; Chordata; Mammalia; Carnivora; Herpestidae.
UUCUCCUUCACCCGCAGGAGCCCAGACACCCUCCGGCUCUAGAUGCUGCUCCUGCUGCUGCUGCUGUCCCUGCUGCGGGCCGGGUCCCCGGCUCAGGAUGCCAGAUUCCAGCUGCGAGUGCAGAGGUCUAUGACGGUGCAGGAGGGCCUGUGUGUGUUCGUGCCCUGCCACUGCUCUUACCCCCAGGUCCAAUGCAAUGACGGUGACCCAGCUCAUGGCUACUGGUUCCGUGAAGGGACCGAUACAGGGCGGGGUGCUCCAGUGGCCACAAACAACCCCGACCGUAAAGUGCAGCAGGAGACCCAGGGCCGAUUCCAUCUCAUUGGGAACCCCCGGGACUACAACUGUUCCCUGGACAUCAGAGAUGCACGGAGAAGUGACUCAGGGAAAUACUUCUUUCGGGUGGAGAGAGGGCCUAUUGUGAAAUAUAGUUACACACAGAAUCUGCUCUCCGUGCGUGUGACAGGUGCUGGACAGAACACAGCAUCUGGUGUCUGUUUGGGACGCGGCACAGGACAAUCAGGGUCCCUGGCACAGGUGACUCUGGUGGCCAUUGGGGAAACAGCUGUCAAGACCCUCCUCCUCCUCCUCUGCUUCAGCAUCCUCAUAGUGAGAUUCCUCAGGAAGGAGACAGCAAGGCCUGUAGGGGACAUGGAGGAGGCAUAUGCCAUCCCCAGUUCAUCCUUCAGGUCUCCAGACGGAGAGUCAAGACACCAUUAUUGUCCAUUUCCUCUACAGUAUGAAGAGCUAUGAUUCCUCUCCAUGGCCAAGCCCAAGGUGAAAAGAGGAUAGAUUUGAAGACCUGGAAUGGUCUGUUCCCUUCUGGGCUCUCCACCCAGACCCCUACCUCUCCUUGCAUCUUGAAACUUCUCUGCACCCCUCAGGGUUAGGGAUUUUGUGACUCUGAGACUUUGCAUGUGACUUUCCAUCUCCUGAAAUGUUCUUCACUCCCCAUUCCUGCAUCUCCAAGUCCUGGUCACCUUCAGACUCAGUAGUAAAUGACACCCAGCUGUGUGUGUGCACAUGUGUGUGUGUGAGAGAGUCUCAUGUGACUUUGAUUGAAGUAAUAGUCAUUUAUUUACAGACUCCUUCAACAAGUACUAUUGACACACCACCGUGUUGUAGGUGUCAGGGUACAUCCGUGAACACAGCGAAAAAAAAUCUCUUUCAUCAAGAAGAUGUCAUUCUGGAGACAAGAAGGAUAGAAACCAAACAAAAUAAACAAGAAAUAAUAUAAA